Messenger RNA from Penicillium brasilianum, 1247 nucleotides. NCBI's taxonomy places the organism in Eukaryota, Fungi, Ascomycota, Eurotiomycetes, Eurotiales, Aspergillaceae. The record is from the annotation of a GenBank genome assembly.
CUCCAAUGAAACGAGCCGAGUAAGCGCUGAACAUUUUUGGGUCGACCGUGCAGGCACAAAUAGCCAUGCCCCGCGACGGAUGCAGGCGUUGAAAUAGUGCGCGUAGCCUCUUCAAAUAAACACAUUCAAGGCCACUCCACCCACGUCUUCCUCUAGACUUUCAUCAUACGCGUUAUCGGAAUAUGGUCGAGCCAGUUGGAGCAACGCUCGGCGCAGUGUCGCUCGCAACUGCACUGUCAGGCAUCUUUGUCUCAGUAGUGGAAUGCUUUGAGUACGUGGAGCUGGGCCGUCGAUUCGGCAAUGACUUUGACAAGUCCCGGGCUCGACUUGCAGCAUUAAAGCUGCAAAUCACAAGAUGGGGAGUUGCUACCGGCGCGCUCCCAGAUCCACGAACGAGAACACACCGAGCAUUGAACGUCGAUUCUUAUACUGCUUCCGCCGCACUGCAUCUUCUCAUUGUAAUACGGGAUGAUACCAUCGAAGUGGAACAGAAAUCGCAAAAAUACCAUGCCCAGCCGCCCCCGAUAAGUAGGGUCGAUUUGGCGGUCCUUAGCCCUAACGAAAUAGACGCCCCGACCGAGGCGCUGAACUCGCAGAUGCGUGCCAUUAUUUCCAAGCGUGUUCAAGGGGUGCCAUGGAAAAGAAGGGCGAAAUGGGCUAUAUACGAGAAAAAACACUUCGAUAGGCUCCUAGAUGACAUCACUGAAAAUCUCGGUCAGCUAGAGAAGCUGCUCCCGCAGGCUGCGGAGUAUCAGAAGGAGUUAUGCCGCAUCGAAGUCGAAGAAAUUCAAGACGGCCAGUCGGAGGCGGUCAUGGAGCUGCUUUAUGACGCGGCUCAAUUUAACAAAGAUGCCCUGCUGGAGCAGGCGGUGCGGGAGGCAAUUAUCGCGAAGGGCUCUGGUCAUAGCUGGGAGCGGACGGAAGUGGGCAAUAAUGUCAAGCUAGAGCAAGGCGACCGUAUUGCGAAAGGCUACGCAGGCCAGGCACCUGUAGGUAGGGUCGGCCAUAAUUAUGGCGUGACGAUCGGAAAGGGGCAUGCUGAGAUCCGCCAAGGAGAUAUUUAUGGGCUGAUAUGAUGGGAGUAGUGCGCAUUGAGGCGGAGCUUAGCCCAAGGUGUUGUGAUAAGAAGUUGUGAAAUAUUGUAUUUAGGGGUUCUAGCACUCCCCUGUAUUUACUAUGGUGUUCUGGGGUGAUCAUGACGACUAGAGGAUCGGGUCAGCUGGGAACUACGUUACCUAAUGGCAGAG